Molecule: messenger RNA, 3535 nt
Organism: Salvia splendens (bonfire salvia)
Lineage: Eukaryota; Viridiplantae; Streptophyta; Magnoliopsida; Lamiales; Lamiaceae
Product: F-box/kelch-repeat protein SKIP11
Exons: 2
Coding region: 378-1712 (444 amino acids)
Cellular component (GO): nucleus
Molecular function (GO): protein binding
Source: RefSeq, a predicted model, not a curated record
GAGAGAGAUGAAGAUAGGGAGAGAGAAAAGUGUCAUCAAAAGUCCAAAAUUGAUGCCCCAAAGCCAAAGCCGUAGCCGAAGCCCAAAGCCUCUGGCUUUGAUUGUAAUGCAGAGAGAAUCCAUUUGAUUUCAAUUACAACGCCAAGAACUGUAACUGAAGUUUCUCUCUCUUCUCUCAAUUCUCACACACAAACAAAUGCACACUUCACAACCAUAAAGACAUUAAGAUACAAUAAAAGCCGGAAAGAAAAAAAGGGAUAUAUAUAUAUAUAUAUAUUACAGCAAAAAGGAAAACAAUUACAAGCAGCGGGGUCGAGAAAGAAAAGAUUUUGCACUUCAAUCAGCCCUCUUUCCUUUUUCUUAUAGUUGAAAUUUAUAUGUUGCAAGACCGGCCUUGUUUGGUUUCGAGGGACUGUAAUUCAAUGACGUGUGAACAAGAAAGCAAUAGGGCUAUGCUCUACGGGGCUGAAAAGGUCGAGGUUAAGCAGGGCAAGCGCCACUUGGAAACGAAUGGGGAGGAAGAUUGCGUCGUUAAAAAGGUGUCCAAGCAUUUGGGCGAUCAAGUAGAUACUGAUUUGUCUAUUGGUGGGAUUCUAAAGUCGGUUUCUGACCAAUCGAACAGCCAGGGACAAGAUGGCGAUGAUUCUGAUUCGAGUUCAUUGAUUGCUGGCAUUGGUCAGGACAACUCGAUUAAUUGUCUUAUACGGUGCUCCCGGGCUGAUUAUGGUUUAAUUGCAUUACUGAACCGGAGUUUCCGGUCUCUUGUCCGUAGUGGCGAGCUGUAUAAACUAAGGCGGAAAAGUGGGGUGGUUGAGCAUUGGGUUUACUUUUCCUGCGAGCUUCUUGAAUGGGAAGCAUUUGACCCUAUACGGCGCCGUUGGAUGCAUUUGCCAAGAAUGUAUUCUAACGAUUGCUUUGUCUUUUCGGAUAAGGAAUCUUUGGCUGUUGGAACUGACCUUCUUGUUUUUGGGAAGAAUGUCAUGGCGCACGUGAUCUAUAGAUACAGUCUGUUGACGAACACAUGGACUACCGGAAUGAGCAUGAACGAGCCUAGGUGUUUGUUUGGCUCUGCAAGCCUCGGAGAGAUCGCCAUACUGGCUGGCGGAUGUGACUCAAAGGGUAAUAUCCUCAGCUCUGCUGAGUUAUACAAUUCUGAAACGAGAACGUGGAUGAAACUUCCAAGCAUGAAAAAAGCAAGGAAAAUGUGUUCUGCGGUUUUCAUGGAUGGAAAGUUUUACGUAAUUGGAGGAAUAGGAGGAGCUGAAUCCAAGCUUCUGACAUGUGGUGAGGAAUAUGAUUUGGAAAAUGGGACUUGGACGGAGAUACUAAACAUGUCCCCUAAGCGGACUAGCGCACCAAGAGAAAACGAACCACCUGCUACAUCUGGGGCACCACCUCUAAUUGCCGUUGUAAAUAAUGAAUUGUAUGCUGCAGAUUAUGCUUCAAUGGAGGUGAGCAAAUAUAACAAGAAGAAUAGGGUUUGGAUCGUCGUUGGUAGGUUGCCGAAACGUGCUGAUUCUAUGUGCGGUUGGGGAUUAGCAUUCAGAGGGUGUGGUGAUCGUCUUAUUGUUAUUGGCGGGCCUCGUACUGCUGGCGAGGGUAUUAUUAGAGUGAAUUCGUGGGUUCCAAGUGAAGAGCCCGCGCAGUGGGAUGUGCUUGGCGAAAAACGAUGUGCAAGUUUUGUCUAUAAUUGUGCAGUGAUGGGAUGCUGAAUAUCUGUGUGUUGCAGGCACCAUACAAAUUCGAUGUUGUUUGCUUGUGGUUAACAAUUGGUUCCCGGAUGCACCCGGUUCUUGCUAAUGGGUACUUUUCCCAAACUUUUUUAGUUUCGUUACAUUCUUCUUUUAAAGUCGGACGAUGAUAGGGAAGAUUGUCAGAUAUUACUCAAGAUACAAUUGAAUGUUUCCAUAAACUAGUCUUGAGCACAAGCUUUUUCCUUUUCUCUUCAAACAUGAUCGAUAUUUUCUUUUUCUCAAAUGUCUUCUCCCGCUCCCAGUGCAGUAACAUGACAAGGUGGCGAUGCAUAGCAAAGAAUAUAGUUUCGUUAACUUGAGAGCUAGGCAUUUCUGUUGGCUGUAUGUUUUAUUCUUAAACGAAACAUAGAAUUCAGCGUGCUGGGGCUUUUAUGGUCCUAAAUUUCGUGAAACCGCCACAAAGGAAAUAAUAAAGUCUUGAUAUUUUUUAUGGGAAUGCAGUCUAUUUAGUCUUUUGAAUUAGUUGUAUGCUUAAUCUCAUCAAUGCAGCUCUGUUAUUGCUGUACAUUUCCUUUUAUUGGUUCCUUCAUAUCUGUCAUUAUAGCGCAUAUCAUCCUAUUAUAGUAUUAACAUUAUUCAUUUUUCUAGGUUAUAAUGCUUAUAUCAUAUUAUAGUAUUAACAUUAUUCAUUUUCUAUGUUUUAAUGCUUACAUUCUAUUAUAGUAUUAACAUUAUUCAUUUCUAUGUUUAAUGCUUUUUGGUCGAACUUAGAAUUUGUUGCUUUAAUAAUAUCUUUAAGAUCCAAUUCUCGCAUCGUUAAAAGUAGUCGCUAUGCCAAACCCAUACGUGCAAAGGUGAAUUUGAGUGGGUUUUGAUGAUGUUGUUUGAGGUAAAUAACAGUUCGAACUGAUGCACCUAUUUCUUGAUCAGGCUUAGAGCUAAAUAUGGUUACUAUUCUUGUAUUAGUUGUGAAUUGAACCUCAUCUGUCAGUUGCAUCUAAACAUGACAUACUUUGCAUAAAAACUCUGUAGAUGAAUGAACCUCGACUUCUUUAGGAUGUAUUUCUUGUCUACAUAGGUGUUGGUUUGUGCAUUCAUUGAACGUUAUCUCUACAUUUGAAUUUAGAGAAAAAUGUUGGUAUUAGUUGUAUUAUUUGUUUUGUUUAUACUUUGUGCUUUGCAGAUAUUGAUUUAAUCUCAUCUGUCAUUUGCAUUCAAAAAUGGCAUAUUGUGCAUGAACAUGGUAUGUAGAUAAUAAGACUGGACCUCGGCUGCUUUUAGGUGCCUUUUCAUGUGUAGAUAGGCAGAACCACAUCCGCACCACCUAAUCCUCUCGAUUCAACUCAUGCGUGCAUGUGUUACAGGUGAUGGUUCACACCAUUUAUUCGUGCAUUCAAUGAAUGUUAUCUCUAUAGGUGGAUGUAGACAAAUUCUGAUUUAAGCCUUUUGACUUUCAUUUCGAUCAAGUGAUUUCUGCACCAUAUUCUUAUCUGUAUGCUGAGCUGACCCUUAAAAAGGAGAUGCUUUCUCUCUUUACAUUGAUUGCAGAUUUUGUAGGGAAUUGCUUUCGUGCGUGAUUCUUGCAGAAUUACAGCCCCACGAGGCCGUUUUCAAGCUGCAUUUGUUGCUAAAGCCAAACUUGGUAACCUCGUACUGAUUUAUUGCUAUGGUUUUUGUUGGUUUGUUUCAUUUUUCAACGCAAAGCUGUUUCGUCUACUUUAGUCGACCUUGUGCUAUACUUGAUAGAUUUGUAGCUUAUGAUUUGCUAAUUUGGAGGAUUAUAUACACUAUGAGCUAUUAGGAAUUUAUUUGGUGCCUAAUAGUAUCUAAUUAUUCUAUCA